AGAGUAUAGCUUGUCAUAAAACAAUUCCCGGUUGUUUUGUCCCAGGAAAUUAUGUCAUGCUGCGUUGUUCAUUAUUCCUAAUCUCUCUUCUCCCUGCUUCCUCCAAUGCUGUGUGAGUAGGGGUGUUACCAAAGCUGUGGAUCAGCGACUGGUGUACUGAGAAACGUUUUCUUUUUUUCCCCUUUUAAAUACUGCCCCUUGCUCUAACCACUCCCCUUGUUAAUAAAAUAUUGAGGAGGAGUGGCCAAAAAAUAAAAAUACAAAGAGAAGCGCACAUUUCCAUUAGAAACCUGCCCGUUUGCUAAAACACAUAUUUUCUCCCAGCUGAAGCUGUGGGCAGCUCUUGGAGACACAUGAGCUCUGCAGGACAUGCAGCACACGAUGAGAUGGCAUUGGAAGCUCUCCAUCAAAUGCCAUAUAUUCAGGCCAUAUUUUCUGCUUUUAAACCAGCAGUAACCAGAGCACCAAAUUCCUCUGCCGCCAAGGCAGGAGGUGUCUCUAGAAAUUUGCUUUAUGUUUUCACAGAAUGACAGAAUUGUAGGGGUUGGAAGGGACCUCAAGAAAUCAUCAGGUCCAACCCCCAUUUCCUUCAAAAACGACAAAUUUUGCAAGAAAGCCAUCUUUCAAUUUUAUUUUAUUUUUUCCAAUUUUAUCUUUAAAGCUAGAGCAGCGUCUCUUCACACUUGAGUUUGAAAGAGCACCUUUAGGUUGGCCACAGACUGGUGAAAACAUCCCUUUUAUGGAGAAAAAGGGUUUUUGAACGUGCUGGGUGGCAGCUUUAUAUGUCUUUUUUUUUGCUCCCUGCAAGUGUAAAAGAAUUUUGCCCGGCUCAAUUCCCCUACUCCCUGCCCUUUGCAAACUCAAAGCUCAAUUUUAAUCCGCUGAUUUUUGAAGUUUUCCAGAAUUGGGACCCAUGCCUGGAGGGAGCUUUGGCUCAGCUGGGGGGAAGCCUCUGUGAUCCAGAGCAGGAGUAGUCAUUGUGUGUUGCUCCCUCUACCGGAGAAAAUAAGAGGUGCUGGAGGCAAAGGGGCUGAGCGCUGGUGGCUUCUGCUUCUUCUUCCCCCCUCCAAGGUUUUACCCUCACCUCCAAAGGUGGGAAAGGGAGAGGUACUGAUUGCUAAGUGGAAUUUUGGGGAUAACUGCAUGGAAAAGGGCGUUAUGCUCCCCUCCCCAGCUUGGUGCCAAGGUGCACAAACGUCUGUGCAAGAAGAUAAUUGCAAUACAAACAUGAUAAUAAAUGAGAUGAAAGCCCUGCCCUGACCCCGCACUCCUGGAGAAGAAGGGGUUACUAUUGCUUUUUCAAUGCUUUUUAUUUUGAUAUUUCUUUUUGCUAUAUAUAUAUUUUAAGUUUUAUGCUAGUUAAAUAAAAUGUCCUUCCCUUUGCACCUCUCAGAGGCUGCUUCGCUUUCGGAAACCGCUUUUUGUGGGCGGCCUCAGCAGGUUGGGGAGGAGAGGGCAGCAGGCGAGGCUCAGACACCCAGCGCCGCUUCACCCAGCUUUACCUCCAGGAAAAAAAAAUAUAUAUAUAUAUAAAAUAAUAAUAAUUUUCUUUUCUGCCCCUGCACCUGGCUCUGCUGCUCCCUGGGGACUGCUGGCAAUGGCGCUGACAACGGUUUACACCGACCUGGAGUUGCCACCAGGUCCCAGAGGCAUCCCACAGCUCCCAAAGCCUCCUGGUCCCGUUGCAGGUCACCGGUGGUACUGGGUGAUAAUGGGAACCGGAUGGGUUGGGGCCGCCGUCCUGGCGGGCAUCGUGGUGUGGCUGCUGCAGCGACACGAUGGAAACAGCCUCAAUCCCGCUGGCUCGUGCUCCUGGGAAUCCUGCCUGGGCAAGGACACCCCCAGCUCCAACUGCUCCCUGAACUGCUUCCAGCUGGGGCUCAGAGAGCGGCUGUGCGAGGCCAAGAGCCACCAGGCACCAGGUGCCGAGGGCUGCUGGCUCUGCCCUGCGGGCUGGCAGCCCUUCGCCACCAAAUGCUACUGGGUUUCUGCAAAAACCCUGCCCUGGGAAGAGGCAGGAGGUGACUGCAAGGACAGGAGGGCGGAAUUGGUGAUGCUGAAGAGCAUGGAGGAGAAGGUCUUCAUUGGGGCCAUAAGCAAAGAAAUACCAGGGAGCUGGACGGGGCUCAGCACCAUCCCGACUCACGGUGAGGAGUGGACGUGGAUGGAUGGAUCCCCUUUGCAGGAUGAUUUGUGAGUUGUUCCCGAGCCCCAUGCAAAAAUCCCAUCCCAGGAGAAAUUUGGGUUGCUCACCCCCUUCCUUGACAGCAAACUCCCCCCAGAAUCCUUCCAGAGCUGGUGGGGAGCAAAUGAAAUUUGGGCAAUGCGGGCCCGCAGCCCCCAGCUGCUCGGCAAGGAGAGGAAGAAGUGAUCAAAACAUUUUUCCUACAUAUUUUCCCUGUAAUUUCAGGCAGGGAAAUUUCAACUGGUUAAAAAGGAGAUGCCCCAGUCAGGGAUAUUUUGCAGCUGGGGUCCUCCUGUAGCCACAUUGACUUUGAUAUCCAA
Anas platyrhynchos (mallard) is the source of this 2505-nucleotide messenger RNA. The record is from RefSeq and is a predicted model, not a curated record. Lineage: Eukaryota; Metazoa; Chordata; Aves; Anseriformes; Anatidae.